AAGCCUCGCGAGACUUGGCCAGUGGUCUCGGAGCAGUAUGGCUGCCGUCGCACUGAGGUCCUGCCGCAGAGGACUUUCACACAUUUUAAGUAAUGGAGGGCUCGCAGCUCUGUCUUCAAAGCGCCUGGAACUAGGAGACAGGAGACACAAAUCCACAGUCCAGUAUGCGUCACGACCAGACCUCCCAAAGCUGGCCUACAGAAGAGUGAAGGGGAAGAGCCCGGGCGUGCUCUUCCUCCCUGGGUAUGGCUCCAAUAUGAAUGGGCAGAAAGCUGAGGCGCUGGAAGAGUUUUGUAGGUCACUGGGACACUCAUACCUCAGGUUUGACUACACAGGACAUGGAGCUUCAGAGGGAGUGUUAGCAGAUGGAACUAUUGGUGUGUGGAAAAAAGAUGUCCUUUUUGUGCUGGAUGAAUUAGCAGAAGGACCACAGAUCAUGGUGGGCUCCAGUAUAGGCGGCUGGCUCAUGCUGCUGGCGGCGAUUGCACGACCAGAGAAGACGGCGGCGCUGGUGGGCAUCUCCACUGCUGCUGAUCACAUUGUCACAUCGUUCAACUCUCUUCCAAUAGAGACGCGUAAAGAUUUUGAGGAGAAAGGGGAGUGGACGGUACCCACCAAGCACUCGGAAGAAGGCCUCUACAAGUUUAGCAUGGACUUCCUGCGCGAGGCAGAGAACCACUGCGUGCUCCAAAGCCCCAUCCCCAUCACCUGCCCCGUGCGGCUCAUUCACGGGCUCAAAGACGAGGACGUCCCCUGGCACAUCUCCAUGCAGGUGGCGGAGCGCGUCCUCAGCCCCGACGUCGACGUCAUCCUGCGGCGACACGGCCAGCACCGCAUGUCCGAGAAGGACGACAUCAAGCUCAUGGUCUACACCAUUGACGAUCUCAUAGACAAGCUGACCACCAUGGUCUGAACAAGGGAUAGAAGAACGCGCCCGAGAUGUUCCCGAGAUUAAAAAAGAGAACGACUGUGUCAUAAGGAAAGUCAGUCCUCGAGGAAGUUACCAAACAACGGCAUGUUUCCACCAAAUACGACCUUUUUCCAUGUUUUUUUUUUUUUUUUCUCUCUGAACUUCAUCUUGUCGUCAACAUCACGUCAACAUGCCAGUGCAGUGCAGACUUCACUGAACGGGAGCUCUCCUCUUAGCUGUUCCCUUAUCUCUUCAGGUUGCAUUCGUAUGUGCUCCAGUUUGUUGUAUAGAGUUUUCUGUUGGUCAGCUGUUCUUAGGCCUCUCGUUGUUGCUGCUGCCUCUGCCAUUGCGCAAGCUGUUUGGCCGUUUUCCUUCCAUCUCUAGUUAGAAAUAUAGUUUUCCUGUGCCUUUUUAAUCACUUUUCACCCGUUUUUGGCCAAUAAAACCUCUGCACACUA
This is a messenger RNA of Salarias fasciatus (jewelled blenny), 1368 nucleotides long. RefSeq names its product abhydrolase domain containing 10, depalmitoylase b (gene abhd10b). The record is from RefSeq and is a predicted model, not a curated record. Gene Ontology annotation, cellular component: mitochondrion. Gene Ontology annotation, molecular function: hydrolase activity, hydrolyzing O-glycosyl compounds; palmitoyl-(protein) hydrolase activity. Gene Ontology annotation, biological process: protein depalmitoylation. The coding region runs from base 38 to 913 and encodes 291 amino acids. The transcript has 5 exons. Lineage: Eukaryota; Metazoa; Chordata; Actinopteri; Blenniiformes; Blenniidae.